Molecule: messenger RNA, 2425 nt
Organism: Cuscuta campestris
Lineage: Eukaryota; Viridiplantae; Streptophyta; Magnoliopsida; Solanales; Convolvulaceae
Source: the annotation of a GenBank genome assembly
GGCAGCAGCUUCCCCUCUGUCCCCUUGCAGGGCUUUGUUGGUAUUGUAAUGAAAAGUGGGACCGGUCCCAUAAUUGCCGCUGCCGGUUCUUAACGCCCAUGGGCCCCGAUGAUGACGAACCGUCCCUUGAUGCGGAGAAACCAUCCGACCCGACAGACUUCACUCCCGUUAUCACCGGCGACAUCUCGAGCAUCCAUUCAAUGUCCGGCAGCCCGAGUCCGCGGUCUCUCAAAUUGGCUGGCUCCGUGCAUGGUACAGCCGUCCAGGUUCUUUUGGACAGUGGGAGCACCCACAACUUCAUCCACCCCGGGGUGGCCGAACGCCUCGCCCUGGUCCUUCAUCCUGUCACACCCUUCCGCGUCUACGUCGGUAAUGGUGACUCACUUCGUUGCUCUUACAAUUGCCCGCGGACGCCAUUAUCUCUCCAAGGCCAUCUUUUUGAAAUUGAUUUAUACAUGCUGGAAGUUCAUGGCCCCGAUAUUGUACUCGGAAUUGAGUGGUUGCAAACUUUGGGCAAGGUGGCACACGACUAUGCGAAAUUAACCAUGGAAUUCAUUUGGAAUGGCGACACCAUCACAUUACGGGGCGACUCUCCUAGCCCGCGUCUGGUAUCCUACAAUCAGUUGAGCGCCCUCCUUGCCGCACCCGAGCCAGUCGACUUAUAUGAAGUGGUGGGCACCGCUGUGGAGCUGCCGCCGGUCACGACUGAGGACCCGUCGUUCCCUCCUAAUCUACCAGAACCCAUCCGCGACUUGCUUACUCAGCACUCACCGGUGUUUGGAACACCAACCGGCCUCCCACCAGCCCGUUUUUGGGAUCACCGUGUUCACCUCACACCGGCGGUUCAAAAGUGGCGCCAAUACUUGCUCGGUCGAGAAUUUGUGAUUCGAAGCGACCAGCGCAGUCUCAAGGAACUCCUUCUCCAGGUCGUCCAGACCCUGGACCAGCAAUUUUACAUUCGGAAAUUAAUGGGGUAUAAGUUCCGUAUUGAAUAUAAGACGGGGGCCUCUAACCGUGCUGCCGAUGCACUGUCCCGACGAGAAGAUGAAGCAGAGGUAGCCUCUCUGCUCUUGACCUAUGCACGGCCUCAGCCCAAGCUCCUGGAUGAUGUCGCUACGGAAAACACCCCGUCCCCGGAACUCCGCCAACUUCAUGAAGCUGUGGCAGCGGGAACAGCAAAACCAGGUUUCACUGUACACUCCGGUAUCCUUUACUAUAAUCACCGUCUGGUCUUGGCAUCCUCCUCACCUCUACGCCACCAUCUACUGGUCGAGUACCAUAGCUCCCCCGAUGGCCGGACAUCAAGGCGUGGAGCGCACCUUCCGUCGCCUCGUCACCACUUUUUAUUGGCCCGGCAUGCGCACGGAUGUCCGGCGUUUUGUGGCAGCGUGUUUGGCAUGUCAAGCAACCAAGUACUCCACCCGGAGGUCUCUUAUGCCAUCGGUGAUUUGAUACUUUUGAAGCUCCGCCCGUAUCGCCAACACUCCGUCGCACGCCCACUCUCAACGAAGCUCUCUCGGCGAUUUUAUGGACCUUUUCCCACUUUGGAACGGGUCGGCCUGGUCGCUUACAGAUUGCAACUUCCGCCAGAUUGCCGGAUCCACAAUGUCUUCCAUGUUUCUCUCCUGCGGCCCUUUGUUCAAACCGGUGCUACUCUUCCGCCCGUCACCCUUCCCGCUGAUUUCUAUAAAGGCCGUCCUGUUUCGGUCCCGGUGAAGGCGCUGGCUACACGGACAAUUUUGGUGGAUGGCUCCCCGCAAGACCAAUGGCUGAUUCGUUGGUCCGACGGUGGGCCGGAAGACAGUACGUGGGAACCCGUUGCCGACAUCCAGCGAUACUUCCCCACUCUCGGCCUUGAGGACAAGGCUGUUUCCAACCGGGAGGGAGUUGAUACGGGGGUUAUUCCCGCCCAUGACGACCCAGCAGAUCGUUCGGCUCUUCAACGCGCAAAACUUCCUCCUCCUUUUCUUGAAUGUGCGUGGGUGGUUCUGAGUCAGGUCCCUCAGUUGGUUCCACCUCAUGUACGACUGUGCCGGUUGACACUUGGCUUGGAGGGUAUUCAGGGUGCACAAUCUAGACCCCUAUCUGGUGCAACGAUGAUCACCCCGACCAAUAAUGACUUGCACCUAGCACAUUUGUGUUUCCUCGAAAACUGUGAUGAUGUCCAACCAUACUUUAUUGAACAUAUGGGUGCUUUGGUGAAAAUGUAUCCACAACGUUCUAAUGAUGAGGAGUGGCUCAAGAACUAGCAAAACGAAACUUUCCCGGGCUGGUUUCGUAGAAAAGUAAGUACAAUCUGUCAUCAUAUAGUAUUUGUGCAGAUUCUUAAAUAAAAUAGCAAAAUUUGAAAUUAUUGUACUUGUGUUACUUCGUUUGGACAGAUUUCAACAGACUUGCUUGUGGAGAAUAAUACGGUAUCAACGGA